Molecule: messenger RNA, 1560 nt
Organism: Acanthosepion pharaonis
Lineage: Eukaryota; Metazoa; Mollusca; Cephalopoda; Sepiida; Sepiidae
Source: the annotation of a GenBank genome assembly
AUGUUUGUUUCUUGCGUAAUUUUUGUCAUUUGUUUGUUUCUUGCGUCAUUUGUGCCUAAUAUUUGUUUCUUGCGUCAUUUGUGUCUGUCUGUUGCAUCAUUUGUGACUAUUUCUUGCGUCAUUUGUGAAUUUUUCAUACGUCAUUUUUGUCUGUUUGUUUCUUGUGUCAUUUUUGUCUGUUUGUUUCUUGUGUCAUUUUUGUCUGUUUGUUUCUUGUGUCAUUUUUGUCUGUUUGUUUCUUGUGUCAUUUUUGUCUGUUUGUUUCUUGUGUCAUUUUUGUCUGUUUGUUUCUUGUGUCAUUUUUGUCUGUUUGUUUCUUGUGUCAUUUUUUUGUCUGUUUGUUUCUUGUGUCAUUUUUUGUUUGUUUCUUUCAUUUGUGUCUUUUUUUGUUUUUUCUUGUGUCAUUUUGUCUGUUUGUUUCUUGUGUCAUUUUGUCUGUUUGUUUCUUGUGUCAUUUUUGUCUGUUUGUUUCUUGCGUCAUUUGUGUCUGUUUGUUUCUUGUUCUUUGUGUUUAAUGCUUGUUUGUGUCAUUUGUACGUACUCUCUUUUUCUGUCAUUUUUGUCUACUCUCUGUUUCCUCUGUCACUUGCGUCAAUUCUGUUCCCUUUGUUAUUUGUAUGUAUUCUCUGUUUCUCUUGUCAUUUGUUUCUAGUCUCUGUUACGUCUCUCAUUUGUUUGUACUCUGUUUCUUCUAUCAUUCCUCUACAUUUGUUUCCUCUAUCAUUUACAUCUACUGAUUACCCUACCUUUAGUGUCUUCUGUUACUCUAUCAUUUUUUCUAUUAUGUUGCCCUUUUUUUCUGUAAUUUUUGUUGACUAUUUUUUGCUUCUAUCGUUUGUGUUUACUCUCUGUUUCUUGUGUCUACUCUCUGUUUCUUGUGUCAUGUGUGGCCCACUCUCUGUUUCUUGUGUCAUGUGUGGCCCACUCUCUGUUUCUUGUGUCAUGUGUGACCCACUCUCUGUUUCUUGCGUCAUGUGUGGCCCACUCUCUGUUUCUUGUGUCAUAUGUGGCCCACUCUCUGAUUCUUACGUAAUUUGUGGCUACAUUCUCUUUUGUUUCUUCCGUCGUUUACGUCUAGUGUUUCCGCUCUCAUUUAAGCCUAGUUAUUCCCGCCCUCUGGAAGUUCUUUUUCCUACUUCAUUUGCGUCUACCAAUUCCACCAUCUUUAGUGCCUACUCUUUGUCACCCCUAUUCUCUGCUGACAUGUGCGUCUUGUACCUGUCCAUCUUUCCCACUGUCCUUUGUUUCUACUGUAUUUUUCUUCUGACAUUGUUUCUUUUUCGUCUGUUAUUUUUUCUAUGUCUUCGUUUUCAUUUGUCAUUUCUAUGUAUCCGGUUUACCCUGUCAUUUCUCUUUCUGCAUUUUCUCCUGUCAUUUUUCUAUCUACUAUCUUAUACUCAAAUGAUAUCGCUGUCACUUGUGUCUCCUAACCUCUCUCUUCCUAUGUGUAUAUGUACACAUCUCUCUCUCUCGUUUCAUGUGUAUCUGGCUGCAGUGUCACGAGCAUCUAAUUCAUUGUUUGCUGACUUACUCGCCUCUUCUAAAUUGUCACCGCUGUGA